This is a messenger RNA of Neltuma alba, 807 nucleotides long. RefSeq names its product pentatricopeptide repeat-containing protein At1g05750, chloroplastic-like. The coding region runs from base 1 to 807 and encodes 268 amino acids. The transcript has a single exon. The record is from RefSeq and is a predicted model, not a curated record. Lineage: Eukaryota; Viridiplantae; Streptophyta; Magnoliopsida; Fabales; Fabaceae. Gene Ontology annotation, molecular function: RNA binding; protein binding. Gene Ontology annotation, biological process: RNA modification.
AUGCAAUUUGCUCGUUGUGUUCAAACCAUCGCGAAUUCUUGUCAAACUUUGUUCCGUUCAAAUCAGUUUCUAAAGGAGCUCUCAAAAUCUGGCCAAAUUGAUGAAGCCCGGAUAGUGUUUGAUAGUCUGCCAGAACGGGAUGAGUACACUUGGAAUACUAUGAUAGCUGCUUAUUUUAGUUCAGGAAGGCUAGCUGAAGCAAGAAAGGUUUUUGACGAUAUUCCUUGUAAAAGUUCUAUCACUUGGUCAUGCCUUAUUUCUGGAUAUUGUCAAUAUGGGUAUGGAUAUGAAGUUUUUGAUUUGUUUCAGCAAAUGAGGUUGGAGGGUCAAAACCCCAGCCAAUACACUUUAGCAAGUAUACUAAGGGUAUGUUCAAUGUUAGGGCUGAUCCAAAGUGGGGAAUUGAUCCAUGGGUAUGUGUUAAAGUCUGGAUUAGAAUCUAAUGUAUAUGUUUUGACUAGCCUUGUUGAUGUGUAUGCCAAGUGCAAGCGCAUAUCAGAAGCAGAAUAUCUCUUCAAGUUCUUGCCUAACAGUAGAGAAAAUCAUGUUCUUUGGACAUCUAUGCUUAGUGGUUAUGCUCAUAAUGGGGAUGGUCACAAGGCAAUUGAGUUUUUCCGUGAUAUGCACAAAGAAGGGGUUGAAUUGAAUCAUUUUACAUUUCCAAGCAUAUUGACAGCAUGUUCUGCUGUUUCAUCUCAAUGUUUUGGGGAACAGGUGCAUGGUUGCAUUGUUCAGAGUGGUUUUGGGACCAACAUAUAUGUUCAAAGCGUUCACUGGUUAAUAUGUAUGCAAAAUGCGGAGACCUGA